AUGGUCAAGAAACGCAAGGCGCCAAAGCGCGCUCUUGGGGAAGAGACAGAUCCUGAGCUGGACUCCCGCGAGUCCCGCAAAAAGAUCAGAACAUUCGAAGAUGUCGCAGACUCAGAUGAUGAGUUCCAUCGAAAUCAAGACGAGAUUCGACUCGGCGAGGAACCAGAGGCAAAGCGACGACGCAAACGGGCAGAGCAAGAGGAGUUCCUCCAGCCUUCCGACGACGAGGUUCUUGGCUAUUCGGAAGAUGAAGACCAGUCAGACGAUGAAGACGACGGAGAGCGGACCGUUCGAAAUCGAGUUCAGGCAGAAGACUCCGACGAGGCCGAUGGAGAGCGCGAGAGGGCUGACGAGGAGGAGGAUGCGGUCGGAUGGGGCACAUCUAAAGCCGAUUUGUACGGCGUGGAUGAGAUCGAGACAGAAGAACAGGCUCUGGAGGAAGAGGCAGAGGCCCGCAGACUACAGAAGAAGCAGCUCGAGUCGAUGAACACUACAGAUUAUGGCUUCGACGAGGACGACUGGCAGCAAGGCGAGUUGAAGCCCGAUGCCGUGCAGGGAGGAGACGCUGUUGUUACAGAGGUGCUGCCACAACUGCAAAUUGCUCCAGAUCUUGGACCGGCGGAACGAUUGAAGCUCCUGAAAUCACGCUACCCUGAAUUCGAGCCCCUAAGCAAGGACUUUCUGUCUCUUCAAGAGAGAUAUGCUUCUUUACAGACCGUGUCCGGCUCUUCUCCAUCAGUCCAGAUCAAGCUACGAGCACUUGCAGCCUACAUUGGAGCUUUGGCCAUGUACUUCUCCCUCCUUACGUCUACAGCCUCCAAAGACGGUCAAGUUGCAACAGCAAUGUCUGCGGCCCAAAUACGUGACCAUCCUGUUAUGGACAGUCUUGUCAAGUGCCGUGAACUUUGGACGAAUGUGCAGCAACUUCCUGAGGAGUUGGCUCCGGAAACAGACGAUGAAUCCGACGCAGAGGUUGCUGACAGAUCGCCGCAAGCCGACGUGGAGGAAGAUCUGCGUAAUACACAGACGAAGCAGACACGUGCAGAGCGUCACGCCGAAGCCGUGAGGGCGGCGGCCGCAGAGAGAAAGGCCGAACGUAUGAAGCGAACCGAAGCCGAAUUUGCAGAUCUGGAUGCUCUGCUCUCGCAGCCUGUUAGGAAGACGUCUAAGUCGCGAGGUGCAACUGCAACGCGCGCCGGAGACGAUGAUUCUGAUUUGGGCGAGGAAGCGCCGCUCACAGCUCAAGAGGCCGCGGACAAGGCCAAUCGAAAGAAGAGCCUCCGUUUCUACACUUCGCAGAUAGCGCAGAAGGCCAACAAGCGCAGCACGGCCGGACGCAAUGCUGGGGGCGACGACGAUAUUCCAUACCGAGAGCGUUUGAGGGAUCGUCAAGCCCGCCUCAACGCCGAGGCCGAGAAGCGCGGAAAAGGGCGAGCAGACAUCGGCGCCGAGCUGGGUGGUGACAGCGACGAGGAAGACCGUCGACAAGCCCAACAAAUCCGUGCAGAUGCGGAUGAAGAUGAUUACUACGACUUAGUCGCGGCGCGUGCUGCCAAAAAGAAGGGGGGCAAGGCAUCAUUUGCAGAAGCCCAAAGGCAGGCCGCUCUGCAAGGCGGUCAAGUGAUACAAGAGGAAAGCGUUGGAGCGGACGGGAAGCGCAAGAUCUCAUACGCCAUUGAGAAGAACAAGGGCCUGACGCCUCAUCGCAAGAAGGAUGUCCGCAAUCCUCGCGUGAAGAAGAGGAAGAAGUAUGACGAGAAGAAGAAGAAACUGGCAUCGAUGAAACCGGUGUACAAAGGCGGCGAGGGUCGGGGAGGAUAUGGCGGAGAGCUUACAGGUAUCAAGAAGAGGCUCGUCAAGAGUACGAAGUUGUAG
Molecule: messenger RNA, 1875 nt
Organism: Lecanosticta acicola
Lineage: Eukaryota; Fungi; Ascomycota; Dothideomycetes; Mycosphaerellales; Mycosphaerellaceae
Source: the annotation of a GenBank genome assembly